Molecule: messenger RNA, 794 nt
Organism: Juglans microcarpa x Juglans regia
Lineage: Eukaryota; Viridiplantae; Streptophyta; Magnoliopsida; Fagales; Juglandaceae
Product: DNA glycosylase/AP lyase ROS1
Exons: 6
Coding region: 77-460 (127 amino acids)
Molecular function (GO): DNA demethylase activity; DNA N-glycosylase activity
Source: RefSeq, a predicted model, not a curated record
AGAUCCAACUUUCAGAAAUCAAGAGACAUGUACAUUAGUUUAAGUCUCAAGAGACAGUAUGUCGUGAUUCUAUAGUAUGCUAAUCAAAUUAAUCGUGGCAAUGUUUCAUGUCAGCUGUACUCCAAGUCUGGAGAACUUUGCAACGAGGAAACAUGCUUUUGUUGCAACAGUAUUAGAGAACAGAACUCCAACACAAUUCGAGGAACAAUUUUGGGGAAUACCCAGUCGUACAGCAAUGAAGGGGAGGUUUCCUCUCAAUGGAACAUACAUUCAAGUUAAUGAGGUAUUUGCUUAUGAUGAAACUAGCCAAAACCCAAUCCAUGUUCCUAGAGAAUGGAUUUGGCAUUUAGAAAGGCGAACUGCAUACUUUGCCUCUUCAGCAACUGCAGUAUUUAGAGGUUUAUCAGCGGAUGCAAUUCGGAGCUGCAAAGGAAGGGUUUAUUUGUGUGAGAGGAUUUGACAGAAGAACAGGAGCUCCAAGACCCCUGGCAAAAAGACAAGAAUGGAAGAUGAAUAGAAGAUAACACAGAAAAUUCACCUAAAAGUAUUCCUUAAUGUGUUUUGCAAUUUUGAUAUGGUUUGACAUGAGGCAAACAACUAGGUGGAUACAUAUCUAGAGCUUCUUUGGCACGAUCUUAUUGUAGUUAUCACUUGUAUUUAACAAAAAAAGAACAGUUGCAUUAGAAACAUCCACGCAGAGAGCGCCGGAAAUAUCGUUGUACUGAUUCAUAAAGAAAAUAAAAUUAUUCUGAUCAAAUGAAGAUGUUUCUCGAAAAGUCAUCCAUCCAAUGAAA